GCUGCGUGGCCCCACCCCGUCUCUCUUCAGCGCUGUCUAUCUCCUCAAUGUAGGCUACCAUUCUCGGAGAGAGAGAAAGGGAGAAAAUAAUAACCUCCAAGAAUUGGUUAUUCCUGUCUUUCACCUUCCACGACCAGCGGCCAGGAGAGGAGCGGCCUUCGCGGUGGGAAUGUGCUGCUACAACUACCCCGCGUCCUAUUUUUUUGUGAAUGUAAAUGCACAUGUAGUCUCAGGCUUGUAGCCUAUUUACCCACCUCGGAUUCAAGAGGAAUAUACAUAUAUAUAUAUAUAUAUGUGUGUGUGUGUUUGUAAGAGAGUGUGUAUGUGUGUACACAUAUAUAGGCCUUAUGUAGGCUAUAAAAACUGAGCCUGACAGCGGGGGUUGCUUCUUCACCUGCAAGAAACGUGGAUACAUUUCGAGGGAUUUUCGCAUCUUGGUCACGUUUUCUUUUUCUUUUCUUUUUUAGUUUUUUUUUUAAUGAUUUUUUUCUUGAAGGGAUUCUUCAAAACCGAAACGGGAAUUUAAAAGAAGUCUAUCGGUGCGCAGUUUUGGAGGCUCGGUGGUGAUGCGAGGGGCUGAUAACACAUUUCAGCAACAAAAGCGAGGGGCAGGGAGAGAGAGAAGGCCCUUUGGAGGAGAAAACACGGCAAGGAACAGCCAUCACAAAUAAGGAGGACAAAUCAGGGGUAUUUGAUCGUUUCGGAGUUGGAGGUGGUGGGGGAUCCAGCCGAAAAGACAACCGCAGUGAGUUUGGAGCGGUUUUGGCUUGAUUUGAUGCAGCAAAUGAAAAGGAGCCGGAUGACGACGGAAGCAAUGAGAAGAUCACACAUGUAGCUCGUUUGGGUGUAAAUAUUAUUUUCCUUCCUCCUCUCCUGCUGGGGCCCCCGACGAAGACAGCCGUCGGGGAGACAGAGAAAUAGAUAGAGGGUAUAAGUGUUCACAUAUGGAAAUGUUUAUCAUGAAAGGAGACGUGGAAACGAGCCGCGCCACAGCACGGGCGAGGUUUUCGGACACGCCGACUUCGGCUCCUUGUCACGGGCAGCAGUGAGACGCAAGACCCGGGCUUUUGGAGAUGCAAAUUAGGCUGUUCCUUCUGCCUCCGUUUGAGGUGAAACCCCGGUUUUUUGGUGUCUUAACAGACGUUGUGGAUUACAGUUGCUAAUGUUACACAGUUGACGGGGGGAGAGAGUGGGAAAACAAAACAAAAACUAUACUGCAUGUUAAAGGAGGAAAAAGCCCGAGCAGGAUUCAGCAAACUGAGAAGGCGGCCUCGGUGUCGUCAGCAACAGUAUCCUGCCCUUUCUCUGACAGCAAAAUACGCGUUAUGGACACAUAAUUUCUACAGUGCUGCACCACGGACAGUUUUUGGAGCCGGCCGGGGACGUUAAACUGUGCAAAUGUGGGAGACAUUGCUGCCAAAUCCGCAUGUCAAACAAGGGAUCUAGACUAGUUUAGUUUAUUUAUUUAUUUUCUUUCUACAUACCCCCUCCCUCCCCCCUCCACCUCCCCCUCCCCCCCCUCCCCCUCCUCCUCCUCCUCCCCUGGAUCCCCUUUUUUCUUUUUUCUUGCGGGAAGAUGGGUUGUUUGGGCAACAGUAAGACCGAAGACCAGAGAAAUGAGGAGAAGGCACAAAGAGAAGCAAACAAAAAGAUAGAGAAGCAGCUCCAAAAAGACAAGCAGAUAUACAGAGCAACACACAGACUACUACUUUUAGGAGCUGGAGAGUCAGGAAAGAGCACCAUAGUGAAACAGAUGAGGAUCCUGCAUGUCAACGGCUUUAAUGCAGAAGAAAAGAAGCAGAAAAUUCAGGACAUCAAGAAUAAUAUUAAAGAGGCUAUUGAGACCAUAGUAACAGCGAUGAGCACCCUGGCACCGCCAGUGCAGUUGGCGUGCCCACAGAACCAGUACCGGAUCGAAUACAUCCUCAACCUCGUCAGCCAAAAGGACUUUGAGUUUCCAUCUGAGUUUUACGACCAUGCAAAGACACUGUGGCAAGAUGAGGGGGUCAAGGCAUGCUAUGAGAGAUCCAACGAGUACCAGCUAAUCGACUGUGCACAAUACUUUCUAGACAAGAUCGACAUAGUGAAACAGAGUGACUACACACCAACAGAUCAGGAUUUGUUGCGGUGCAGAGUUCUGACCUCAGGAAUCUUUGAGACAAGAUUCCAAGUGGACAAAGUAAAUUUCCAUAUGUUUGAUGUUGGUGGUCAAAGAGAUGAACGCCGGAAAUGGAUUCAGUGCUUUAAUGAUGUAACAGCCAUCAUCUUCGUGGUGGCAAGUAGCAGUUACAACAUGGUGAUCAGAGAGGACAAUCAGACCAACCGUUUACAGGAGGCUCUCAACCUCUUCAAGAACAUCUGGAAUAACAGGUGGCUGCGGACCAUCUCUGUCAUCUUGUUCCUAAAUAAACAGGACCUGCUGGCAGAGAAAGUGCUGGCAGGGAAGUCCAAAAUCGAGGAAUACUUCCCUGAAUUUGCUCGAUACACCACACCUGACGAUGCGACACCAGAGCCUGGAGAAGAUCCACGUGUUACAAGGGCAAAGUACUUCAUAAGAGAUGAAUUCCUGAGGAUCAGCACAGCAAGUGGGGACGGGAGGCACUACUGUUACCCCCACUUCACCUGCGCCGUCGACACGGAAAACAUCCGCCGUGUCUUCAAUGACUGUCGAGACAUCAUCCAGCGGAUGCACCUGCGGCAGUACGAGCUGUUGUGAUGGGAGAAGAAAAGUGUUCAGUCAAAAACACAUCGGACUACGAAAAACCCUGAAGUCUCUGAACUCCCCUCUUCCACAGAAGUUUGUGAGCUCUUGAGAAGGAACGGGGGCCAAAAUGCACGCGCACACACAUACAUAAAGACACACACACACUUACAGUACACAGACCCAUGAACCCAGAACUUCCCCUGACGCACUCCCCACCUGCAAUAGACAGAGCUAUCUAUAUGGAAGGGUUUUAUUGGUUAACACAUAAACGGACUCUGAUCUCCACCUGCAGCCAUAGUCCCAGCUCCGCACCUUUCGACACCAUAUAUCGUCCCCAUACGUGUUAUCUUCAACUUUCUAGAAACCCUGAGUGGCCCAGUUUGGGCUGUGUUUCCUGCAGUGAAGAGGGCUUGAGCCACGGCUGAGAUUGUGAGAUCUCCGAUCUUGUUGCGGUCGGUAUGAAAAGUGAGCGAGCUGCUACAUCAGUGCAACUGGGAAAGAGAUAACUGUUGAAUUACUGCAAAUAGAGAACAAACACUUCAUGACAGAUCAGCGGAACACUGUAUCUAACAAAAAAACGCACUGUGCUCAGGACUUGACUCAAACCGUGUACACCUUCCUUUCACUUACACACAUCCAUAAAUCCAAACACAGGAUCUGCUUGCACACAGAAACGUAUCACACCUGCUUUUUACUGGACUGCACAACCGGGUUGGAUCCGGAAAUGUACUGAUCUGCCGACGAGCGGCAGGCUGGUUGAGCUGUCAGCUGAUUUUUCUGGCACAGUGUUUUGAGAUUAAACAGACUGCACAGCCGAGCCCCAAGGAGCGGCACAGACUAAACGGACCAGGGGUGUGUUGUGCUCAGUCUGGCCGUGGGGGGCGGGACGGGGGCUUCACUGAAACGGGACAGACACGACUCCAGUGUGAACUUCUCUGAUGGCGUUUGACAGAGACGACGAUGACAGCCCCUCGACUCCACAGAACUAUUUUGCCACCUUGACUUUGCCUUGUUGGUAGUGGAGCAAAACGUGAGGAGGAUACAUUGAAUUUAAACAAACAAAAAGAAACAAAAAAAAAAGCCAACUUUUAUGGAACUUAACUAAACGGAGGGCAAAAAGCAUCCUUCUACAGUACCAUAUAAGUUAAAGAGAACUCUGAUCUUGUCAUGAUUGACCCUGUUUUACUGUCUCCACAGCUGUUUUUGUCUGUGUGGACUUUUGUGCCAUUGUGCCCUGUGCGCUCUCUUUCUUUAUCUUUACUCUCUCUGUCUGUCAUUCUCUCCUUCAUUUCACCCCUGUUCUUUCUCCUCCGAUGCUUUUUCUCUCCAUCACUCUCCAUCUUGACAUUUCUCCCCCUCUCUCUCUCUCUCUUAUUUUCUCCUCCCAACCACCACAUCCCCAUCUGCACUUUUACCUUCCUGGCAGUACUCUUUCAAGAGAAAAUAAAACAUAAUCCUGGAAUAUAAAAAAAAAAGACGACAACAACAAACAGGACACUUUUUUUUUUAAACUUGUGGUCAAACAGCCUGCUCACACCUCCCUCCCAUCUUUCCUCUUCUCUCCUCCUCCUUCCUGGACCCCUCGCUCCUUUGUAUGUUUGUCUUUACAUUACUGCUGAACUAUUAUUCUUGUACAGACUGUAAAAUGUAUUAUUUUGUACAACUUUAUUGAAAAAAAUAACUUUUAGAAGAUCCCUGUGCCUUGAUCACGACUGUACGUGUGUAAUGAGCUAAAGUGGGUGUCAUACUGCGCUGUAUAGCUUGGCCAAUCCCCUCCUAACUCCCAGCCUCCUUUGCCACUUCCUUCUCUCUCUCUUCUUUUAUCCCUCUCUCACUCUCUCCACUGUCCUCUCUCCUCUGGGACGGAGGACACCCAUUCGUAGCUUUUGUAGUUUUAUUUCUCUCCCCAAUCCUCCCAUUCUCUCUUUAUGAUUUAAAUGUCUAUUUUUGAAUCCAUAUACCCCAAAAAGAUAAAUAUAUGAAAUGUAUAUGGGUUUUAAAAAAAAGUAUUUUAUUAGAAUCAAAUGAACCUUGACAAAUUGUACACUUGACAGUGUGCGUAUUGCUAUAACUUAAAUCCUUUCAACUGAAGUUGUGUUCAGGUUUCUUUUGUUUUCUUCCGUUGACAUCUGCAAAGGACAUUUUUGAAGGGUUAAAACAUCGCUUGUUUCUACACAGAUCUUAUUCUUUUGCUAAAAAAAGGGCCAAAAAAUGACAAAAAAAAAAAUAAUAAUUUCAAUUUAUUUUCUGAUGAGGGAGGGGGGUCCUCCUUCCUAGCCUUGCAAAGCAGAGGCGGCCUGUACAGUAUUAGCAUCUCUCUCAUUUCAGUGCCCGAGUCUUCAUUUAAUGUGUACAUCAAAUAUGGGUCUCUACUUUCUGAACAGAAGCUCUAAGAAAUAAAGGUUUUUUUUUGGUGCA
Messenger RNA from Plectropomus leopardus (leopard coralgrouper), 5122 nucleotides. RefSeq names its product GNAS complex locus (gene gnas). Gene Ontology annotation, molecular function: mu-type opioid receptor binding; GTP binding; beta-2 adrenergic receptor binding. Gene Ontology annotation, cellular component: cytoplasm; heterotrimeric G-protein complex. Gene Ontology annotation, biological process: sensory perception of chemical stimulus; adenylate cyclase-activating dopamine receptor signaling pathway. The record is from RefSeq and is a predicted model, not a curated record. NCBI's taxonomy places the organism in Eukaryota, Metazoa, Chordata, Actinopteri, Perciformes, Serranidae.